CACCGACCCAUCAGAACUCACGCUCCUUCCUGGCGAGGAGGUGUCCAGGAGAGGAGCUGGAGAGACAGGGUGUGCAGAGGUCGGGAGCCAGGGGCACAGGAUGGCACCGCGGAGGGCUGUGCGGCUGUCCCUGAAGAAGCCCACCUAUGCAGUGUGUGUGGUAGGAGUGGAGACGUACGUGGAUGUUCACAGCAAUGUGCCCAAGGGCGCUGAGAGCUUCGAGGUGUCUGGGAGCUCUGGCGUGAAGAUCUCCGUGGUCUAUGACCCAGCACGAGUGGCAGAGCCCACAGGGAAGGCCCGGUGGCCCCUGGGCCCCAAAGUGGAGGUGAUCAUGUCUGUGGACACAGCUAGUAAGGACUUAAGCGAUCUCAAGGUGAAGGUCUCCUACUUCAGGAAGCAUGAGGACAGUGCCCUGGGCCACAGCACGCUCUAUCUCACUGGCGUUGACAUCUCCCUCGAUGUUGACACAAGCCGCAAAGGCCGGGUGAAGAGGAACCGAGGUGACAAGAAAACCUGGCACUGGGGCCCCGAGGGCUACGGGGCUAUCCUGCUGGUGAAUUGUGACCGGGACAAUCCCAGGUUCAGGCAGCUUGACCUUGCCGACAGCCGCCUGACAUCACUGGAUGACCUGAAGGACAUGUCCCCAAUGGUGCUGACCUGUGAUGGCCCUGACAAGUUCUUUGACAGCCACAAGCUGGUCUUGAAUGUGCCGUUUUCUGAUUCCAAAAGAGUAGGGGUCUUCUGUGCCAAGGGUGGGAAUUCCCUCUCAGACUACAAGCAGGUGCUGGGCCCCCGGCACCUGUCCUACAACGUUGAGCGGCACCCAGGGGAGCGGAAGAUCACAUUCUACGUGGAGGGGCUCACCUUCCCUGAUGCUGAUUUCUUGGGGCUGGUCUCUCUCAGUGUCAGCCUGGUGGACAUGGGGAACCUGCCUGAAGAGGUGCCCCUCUUCACAGACACUGUGGUCUUCCGCAUGUCCCCCUGGAUCAUGACCCCCAACACCCAGCCCCCCCUGGAGCUGUAUGUGUGCAGCGUGUUAGACCGUCAUGGCUCAAAUGAGAAAUUUCUGAAGGACAUAUCUGCCCUGGUACUGAAAGCCAAGUGCAAGCUCAUCAUCUGCCCUUGGACUGAAAAUCGAAAUGACCGCUGGAUCCAGGACGAGAUGGAAUUUGGCUACGUGGAGGCCCCUCACAAAUCCUUCCCAGUGGUCUUCGACUCUCCCCGAGACAGAGGCCUGAAGGAUUUCGCUUAUAAGAAGAUCCUGGGUCCUGACUUUGGAUAUGUAACCCGGGAAAUCCCGUUCGCUGGUGCCUCUGGCCUUGACUCCUUCGGCAACCUGGACAUCAGCCCACCCGUGACAGUGGGCGGCAAGGAGUAUCCCCUGGGCCGGAUCCUCAUCGGCAGCAACUUCCCCAGGUCAGGUGGGAGGCGAAUGGCCAAGGUGGUGCGUGACUUCCUGAAGGCCCAGCAGGUGCAGGCGCCCGUGGAGCUGUACUCUGACUGGCUCUCUGUGGGCCACGUGGAUGAGUUCCUGAGCUUUGUGCCCACCUCCGACAAAAAGGGCUUCCGGCUGCUCCUGGCUAGCCCUAGUGUUUGCCUCAAACUGUUCCGAGAGAAGAAAGAGGAGGGCUAUGGGGAGGCGGCCCAGUUUGAUGGGUUGGAACACCAGGUAAAGAGAAGCAUUAAUGACAUGCUGGCGGACAGACGCCUCCGGAGUGACAGUCACUAUGUACAGAAAUGCAUCGACUGGAACCGGGAGCUGCUGAAGCAGGAGCUGGGCCUGGCGGAGCGGGACAUCGUGGAUAUCCCCCAGCUCUUCGUUAUGAGGGGCUCCCGUGCAGAAGCCUUCUUCCCUGACAUGGUCAACAUGGUGGUUUUAGGCAAACACCUGGGCAUCCCCAAGCCCUUCGGGCCCAUCAUCAACGGCCGCUGCUGCCUGGAGGAGAAGGUGCGGUCCCUGCUGGAGCCGCUGGGCCUCCACUGCACCUUCAUCAAUGACUACUUGUCCUACCACAAGCUGCAGGGGGAGAUUCACUGUGGCACCAACGUGCGCCGGGAGCCCUUCUCCUUCAAGUGGUGGCAUAUGGUGCCCUGAGCCUGCUAUUCGCCAUCCUCUGCCCGCCUGCCAGAGAACCCCACUGGAAUGAGAGCGAGAACUCUCCACCUGGCCCCCAUUCUCUUGGGGAGCCUUGGGCACAUCCCCCCGAAGGCCUGCAAACGUGCUAGCCACCAUGGGCCCCAGGACACAGGGAUGGACCCACACAUCCUUGCUUCUGGAGUGGCCCACUCAGCCCGCGAAGGACUGCCCUCCCUCAGCCUUCCCUCUCCUCUUCUCCAACCACAACUCCCAAAGUUUCUGGAGAAGAUCAACAGCCCUAGUGUGUCCCAGGACGGUGGCGCAUGGCCUCAGCUGGUGCCCCAUUUUGAAUUGCUCCCCCUUUGUUGAGACACCCCCUUUGUGUUGGCAUCAGGAACGGGGCCCAGGCGGCCUGGGCUCUAGUGUGAGGGCCCUGGGUCUAGGCCUCCUGUGGCUCUUGAAAGACCACGAAGAGGGACAUAAGUCACCUUCUGUCCUCUACCAGCUAUCUUCUCCUGCAGGGGACACCCAAGCUGUAACCUCCUGGCACCCUCAGCCAUAUUUACAUAGGCAAAUAAGGACAGGAAAAUCCAGCUUCUGAAGGCCUGCUUUAAAAAGAAAAGAAAAAGGCAACAAGAACCCUUUAAUUCCUGACUCUGUCCUCAGAAGUGUGCUUGUUACCUGUUUGAAAAGCCUGUAAUUACGUGUGCUGGCUGCUUCCGGCUCAAAAAUGCUGUGAGGCCAAAGUGAGGCCUGAGAGGGCACACAAAGGAAGAAAGUCCUGGCAGGACGGGAGGAGGCCAUGGUGGCAGAGAAAGCUAAGGCACGAGGACAAAGCCUAGUGGGGCCUGCUUCUGCAUCCUAGGACUCCUGGGCUUUGGAUUCUGGACUCCGGAUGUGAAGGUGUCUGGCUUUCCAGAUGUAGCAGAGAGUGGGGGCCCAGAUGUUAGAAAAGGGUGGGGGCCAUUAGGUUAUCUCUGAAGGCGAGGUUUAAUUUCCUUUAAUAGUGUCUAAUUAUUCCCCUUCCUGCUGCCUGCAGUGGGAGGGGAAAGCUCAGCAACACGGAGACCCUGCGCCUAGCUUGGGUUUCACCUGUGAGCAAACACCCGUGGCAGCCCUGUGUCCCCUCCAUAGAAGGGAAGAUGGAACUGCCACAGGGGUUAAUAGUCUGGCCCCAGGUGAGGUCACCGAGAGGUGCAUGCAUAGGCAGGCAGGCUUGGCCAGUGAAGGGCAAGAGGUGGUCCCUGCCCCAGACAGGCAUGGGCAGCAGGGAGCUGGCCUGCCCUCUUCCCGCUCAUUGCCUGUGGGACCAUCUCAGGGGCCCUGAGCCCCUGGGCCUUCGCCUCCUGGGUUUUCAGUGGCCCCUGGUGAGAUCUAGAUUGAGCCAGGUGCUGUUAAACCCUUUUAGCCUUGGAACCCUUAGUAAUCAGAAGUUUACAUGGAAACCCAAGAUUACAUGAAACUGACAAAAAACAGAACUGCUCUGGUUUAAGGUGGCGGGGGCAGUGUACCUGGAUCCUCCCCUUCCAGAAGGCUCUUUGGAACCCCAUCCAUGUACAAGCCCGUGGCCUAACCCGCUCACUCUCUGAUGAUAAUUGCAAGGAAGUCUCCCCCAAGAGGAGAAGGAAGCUCUUCAGGGGCCAGGGGUGUGUGGCCAGGGUUGGGACUCCCCAGAGAAAGGGUGCAGAGGGGAGGGGGCCACUGCAGAGAGAUGGGGAGGUGGGGCACACGGCUUCUACAGUGGCACUAAGUGUAAAAAGUGCUGGAAUUGCUGCUGGGGCUGUUGGGACACGCUGAUGUCCCAUCUGAGAAUGUUCUGGGUGACCAGUCACCUCCUUUCUGAUUAAUAAAAAUGUCAACAUGCAUUUCAAGUGACUGCCUCCUUAGCUUCUGUUUGUUGGGCUGUGGGGAGGAUGGAAGAAAGUGACGGGGGUCCAGCUUCCCGUUCCACCUCCCACA
Rhinolophus ferrumequinum (greater horseshoe bat) is the source of this 4036-nucleotide messenger RNA. It is a transcript of the gene PADI1, whose product is annotated as peptidyl arginine deiminase 1. The transcript is spliced from 16 exons. NCBI's taxonomy places the organism in Eukaryota, Metazoa, Chordata, Mammalia, Chiroptera, Rhinolophidae. Gene Ontology annotation, cellular component: cytoplasm. Bases 101 to 2095 code for a protein of 664 amino acids. The record is from RefSeq and is a predicted model, not a curated record. Gene Ontology annotation, molecular function: calcium ion binding; protein-arginine deiminase activity.